Gastrolobium bilobum is the source of this 1302-nucleotide messenger RNA. Its product is annotated as probable aspartic proteinase GIP2. The coding region runs from base 1 to 1302 and encodes 433 amino acids. The record is from RefSeq and is a predicted model, not a curated record. The transcript has a single exon. NCBI's taxonomy places the organism in Eukaryota, Viridiplantae, Streptophyta, Magnoliopsida, Fabales, Fabaceae. Gene Ontology annotation, molecular function: aspartic-type endopeptidase activity. Gene Ontology annotation, biological process: proteolysis.
AUGGCCAUUGCUUCUAUUUUCCUUUUCUUUUAUACUCUCUUAACCUUCAUCUCUCCCUCUACAGCCAACACCUCCUAUCAUCCCAAGGCACUUGUUCUUCCGGUCACAAGAGACUCUGUGACAUGCCAAUAUGUUACCCUGCUUCAUCAAAGGACCCCUCUUGUGCCUAUCAAACUAACAUUAGAUCUAAGUGGUCAAUUCCUUUGGGUAGAUUGCGAAGAGGGUUAUGUCUCAACCACAUACCACCCUGCCCACUGCCACACUUCCCAAUGCAACAUCACAGGAUCCAAAUUUUGUAGAGACUGCUUUCUGUCUAGGCCAGGAUGCAACUAUAAUACAUGUAGCCUUUUCCCAAAUAACAUUCUUACUCACAUCAAUGAAGUUGGUGAGGUUGCACUAGAUGUUGUUUCAAUCCAUUCAACUGAUGGAUCCAAUCCUAGAAAGAUGGUCACUAUACCUAACUUUCUCUUCACAUGCGGUCACACAGAUCUCUUAAAAGGCCUUGCUAGUGGAGUCAAGGGCAUGGCUGGUUUUGGAAGGAAUGAGAUUUCGGUGCCUUCCCUUUUUGCCUCUGCUUUUGGCUUCCACAUAAAGUUUACAAUUUGCUUGAGUUCUUCAACUACAUCUAGUGGUGUCUUGUUCUUUGGUGAUGGCCCAUAUGUUUUCCUUCCUGGCAUUGAUGUUUCCAAAUCUCUUACCUAUACCCCACUUAUCAAAAACCCAGAUAACUCAGCAGGGCCUAUCUUCCAUGCAAGACUUGGUGCAGAAUAUUUCAUUGGAGUGAAAGCUAUACGAAUCAAUGAGAAACCCAUCCCAUUGAACACAUCAUUGUUAUCCAUAGGUGAUGAGGGCGAGGGUGGGACUAAAAUUAGCACCCUAAAUCCUUACACAGUGAUGGAAACCUCUAUCUACCAUGCUUUUGUUAAUGCAUUUGCCAAAGAGCUUGCAGAUGUUCCAAAAGUGAAGCCAGUUGCGCCCUUUGAGCUAUGUUUCAAUUCUAAGAGCUUGGGGAGCACAAGGGUUGGACCUGCAGUGCCCUCAAUUGACUUUGUGUUGCAAAGCAAGGAUGUGUUGUGGAGGAUCUUCGGGGCAAACUCUAUGGUACAAGUGAGCAACGAGGUUUCUUGUCUUGCGUUUGUGGAUGGAGGUGUAGAAGCAACAACUUCCAUUGUUAUUGGUGGCCAUCAACUAGAAGACAAUCUCUUGCAAUUUGAUUUGACUAAUUCAAGGCUUGGGUUCAGCUCUUCCCUAUUGUUCAGGGAAACUACUUGUGCUAACUUCAACUUCACGUCUACCACUUAA